UCAAAAACUUCGGCUUCCGACAUUGUUAUAUUAUGCUUCAGCUUUCUGGAUCUCACCUCCGCCGCAGCAAUUCCUCACUAACUCCGUCGCUGUCCUGUUUAGCUUUUACUUAUCAGCAAUGUUUGCCCGCAUUUCCCGGCUUGAGGGGAACCCUACCAGGAUUUUCUGCUUCAAAUCUCUCCUUCAGUACUACUCCUCCACCUCCACAGCCGUCCCAGCAGCUGCUCUGAAGCCUCAAAACCAAUUCUUGGCGGAGUACUUGAUAAACUCACUCGGAUUCUCAAAGCAAGAAGCCAUCUCCGCUUCUAACAAGGUAAAACGCUUGAAUUCCAUCGAGAAAGAUUUCGAUUUAGUCGUUGAUUUUUUGAAGAAAACGGGACUGAACCAGUCCCAGAUCAAAAGCCUUGUUUCCGUGACACCCCAAGUACUUUUGAGCAAAGUGGACAAAACUCUGAAACCCAAGCUCCAAAUUCUCCGAGAUAUUGGCUUAUCUGGGUCGGACCUUGUUAAGGUUGUCAUGAACUAUAGAACCUUUUUUCUAUUGGGAUUGGAUAAUCAUCUUAAGCACCAUGUUAAUUAUUUGAGAACUGUGUUGGGGAGUGAUGAGAAAGUUGCUUUAGCUUUGAAAAAGUAUGGUAUGUUGCUUGAUCAUCGUGCCCCCGAAAGGUUAGCAUCCACUGUCUCGUUAUUGCAGAAGGUGGGGUUUUCUGAUGAGAAUGUUGUUAGAUUUAUAAUGAGGAAUCCGAAGCGAAGUUUGGUAAUAAAGCCUGGAUGGAUAGAGGAUAUAUUGCAUAGAGUGGAAAAUGAAUUGGGGAUUCCUCGCGAAUCUAGGAUGUUCUUCUAUGGAAUUGAAGCUCUAGCUUCUGUUAGCAAGUCAACACUGGAGAUGAAGCUUGAUAACUUGAGAAGUUUUGGCUGGCCUGAUGAGGAAAUAUUCCAAUUGAUUAGGAAGCUACCCUUUAUUUUGAACCUGUCGGUGGGUAAAGUAGGAGCAGCUUUAGAUUUUUACAUGAAGGAACUUGGAUGUACUCCGGAUUACCUGGCUUCGCGCCCAGUGUUUUUUAGUUUUGACUUGGAGAGAAGGGUUAAGCCAAGAGUUAGAGUUUUGGAGACUCUUAAUAAGAAGAAGUUGAACACGAAGAAUACAGGCCUUGAUAGAGUUUUGGGCAUGCCUGAAUCAAAGUUUGUGAACAAUUUUCUUCUCCCGCACAAGGAUAUAUUACCUAAUAUGUAUGAACAGUAUCUAAAGAGUGUUGGACAACAGAAGGCAAAGGAACUCUGUGUUAAAGGUGAAGCAGAGUUUCGUCCCAGCAAACAUUGUUAAAGGUGAAGCAGAGUUUCGUCCCAGCAAACAUUGUUAAAGGUGAAGCACCAUUCCAUUAUAACGGAAUGUUAAAGGUGAGGCAAAGUUUCAUCAGAGCAACGAAGGCAGGGAGCUUCUGUUUACAAUAAUGUGAUUAGAUAAGCAUACAGUCCGUUCAUUGAGUCUGCCAUUGAUGUAGAAAAUCAGUGUAUAUCUGGCCAUUUGGACCUUUUUGAAAAAGCUUUUGUUUACUAAGGUGUUCACUUUGUGUUUUCCUAACUGGUAGAAAGACAUGAUUUAGACCAAAUGUAAAGGCCGCUGCAGCUGGGAAUGCAUAUUGCAGGUUUCAAAUACCUUUAGUGCG
Coffea eugenioides is the source of this 1667-nucleotide messenger RNA. Its product is annotated as transcription termination factor MTERF4, chloroplastic-like. Bases 119 to 1324 code for a protein of 401 amino acids. Gene Ontology annotation, cellular component: chloroplast. Gene Ontology annotation, biological process: chloroplast organization; regulation of DNA-templated transcription. Gene Ontology annotation, molecular function: double-stranded DNA binding. The transcript is spliced from 2 exons. The record is from RefSeq and is a predicted model, not a curated record. Lineage: Eukaryota; Viridiplantae; Streptophyta; Magnoliopsida; Gentianales; Rubiaceae.